Linum tenue is the source of this 1071-nucleotide messenger RNA. The record is from the annotation of a GenBank genome assembly. Lineage: Eukaryota; Viridiplantae; Streptophyta; Magnoliopsida; Malpighiales; Linaceae.
AUGUGUGGCGGUGCAAUCAUCUCCGACUUCGUACCUCCCACCGCCCGCGGUGGCCGCUCCUACUCCAGGAAGCUCACCGCCGAUUUCUCCUGGUCCGGUCUCAAGUCCAACUCAGUCAAACACAACAACAACAAGGCGAAUGCCAAGCCCGCCGUCAUAGAUCUGGACGACGAUUUCGAGGCCGAUUUCCGCGAAUUCGUGGAUGAUUUCGAUGUGGACGAGGACGCCUAUGAUGUGGACGUCAAGCCCUUCGCUUUCUCAGCCCCUCCUCCUCCUCCUCGAUCCAGAGCUGUGAAGCCCGUGGAAUUCAGCGGUCAAGCUGAGAGAUCCGCAAAGAUGAAGAGGAAAAGCCCGUACAGGGGAACCAGGCAGCGUCCAUGGGGCAGAUGGGCCGCAGAGAUCCGCGAUCCGAGGAAAGGAGCCCGCGUCUGGCUUGGAACAUUCGGCACCGCCGAAGAAGCCGCCAGAGCUUAUGAUGCCGAGGCUCUCAAAAUCCGCGGCAGGAAAGCCAAGGUCAACUUCCCUGUUGCUGCUCAAUUUGCUGCUUCAAAUCCUAAGCAACUCCCAACAAGGAGCAAAGCUCAUCGGGGGCCCGAUUACUGCAGGGACUAUGCCGAGCAAGAGUUGUUCGACUCUAUGAGCUACGUGGAAGAGAAACCAUCACUGAACCUGCAGCUCGGUUCAGAUUUGGGGAGCAAUAAUUCCUUUGAUUUUUGUGAUUUUGGAUGGGCCCAGCAGGAAGGCCCAAAGUCUGUGUUUCAAGCUGGGCCUGGAUUCAAUGAAUCCGAGGGCGCCGUUCCCAGCAAGAAACAGAACUGCAACAACUCUGCUGGUGCUGCCGAGGAGGAGAACAAAGGGUUUAAGUGUGAGGGAGGAGAGGAGCUGUUUGGGUUUGAUAAUGGUAGCAAGUAUCUUGAGAUGAUGCAGUAUAUGGAAGGAGGCAGCUGGGAGGCUUCCCUUGAGAAUCUGCUUAAUGGUACAACUACAUCAACAAUGGAGGAUGGUGGGAAUAACACAAUGGAUAUGUGGAGCUUUGAUGAGCUCUUCGAUUUGGCUGGAGGAGUUCAUUGA